AGGAGGAAGCACUUCCUGGCCCGAGGCGGAAGUGAAUCUGGGGGUGAAGAUGGCGGCCGCGGCCAAGGCGAAGAAGAAAGUUGUCAACCAGCAGGAGCUGCGGCGGUUAAUGAGGGAGAAGCAGCGUGCGGCCGCGGGGAGCAGGAGGAUCGAGUCCCCACUUGCCAAAUAUAAUAGUUUAGGUCAUCUAAGCUGUGUGGUUUGCAGUAUUCCAAUAAAAAAUGAAUUGCUGUGGCAGACACACAUUCUGGGGAAACAACAUAAAGAGAACCUGGAGAAACGACGAAAUAGAGAUCAAACAACUGAAGCGUCAAUAAUUAACACACCAGCAGUUCCUCUAGUAAAGAGAAAAGGUAUAGAUACAGAAACCAAAGCUGCAAAAAAAGUCAAAGCUUCUUGUGAUUCUAGAACAUCUACAAGUACUGGGUUACCGGCUGAUUUUAUCGAUCCUAUUAAUGAGACAUCUGUGCAGCAUUCCAGCCAAAGCUUGGUAACUGGCAGUGAUGAUGACAUGGAGGAAAAGGCUGAGAAAAAUGUUGAUCCUGUACCACCUAUGGGAGUGGCUGUUUUACAGAAAAAUGCUGCUCUUCCAGCACCAGUGCAGAACCAGACUGAGAAUAUACUUCCGGCAGAUUUCUUUGAUAGCGGCCUAAAAUCUGCAGUUUCUCAUUCUGGAUCUAUCCAAAAGCCAGAACGACCAGACAAGACUGUGGAAAGGAAAGAAAAUACAGCUGAAGCUUUGCCAGAAGGAUUCUUUGAUGAUCCAGUAAAAGAUGCAAGGGUGCGGAAGGUCGACCCGCCCAAAGAUCAAAUGGAUAAAGAGUGGGAAGAAUUUCAGAAAGAAAUCAGACAGGUUAAUACGGUUUCUGAAGCAAUUGUAGCAGAAAAUGAUGAAGAAGUUCGUUUGGAUAGACAGAUAGAAGAAAUCGAUGAACAAAUCCUGUGCUACAGACGUGUCGAACAUUUAAGAGACCGUCAAGAGUCUGUAAAACAACUGAUGACGACUUUGCAAGACAGACAAUCGCAAGGUGAUGAGAAAGUUGAUACCGAUGAGGAAGUGGAACUCCAGGAAUUCCUUUCAGGUGAUUGGCGAGCAAAAGGAGCUUUGCUUUAGUACUCUGUGCUGUGCAAUUAUUGCUCGAAGUAAACUUUCAACAAACCAUGACAUAUUGCCAAUCAAGACUGACAUCUACUACAGCUUUUGCAUGAACUGAUAAACCGUUGAAAACUUCAGUCAUCAAGAAGAAUGCUUGGAAAUUUGUUUUCAAUUGGUAACCCUUUUUCAGAAGAUAUACAGAUGUUAUUAUAAUAAACAUUAAGAUGUGUCCAGAUGUAUUUUAUCAGGUUAUUUCAAUUAAUAUGUAUUUUCUGUUCAUAUUAAAUCAUUCUUGUAAUGAUACGAUUUUAUAUGUUUAAAGCUAGCCAUGUCAGUGGCAAUGUUUUCUUAAUUUGAGAGCAAACAUUAUGGUAAAAUUAAUGAAGAUUGUCGUCCUCUAAUGUUAUAUUAUGUUAUGAUAUGAUAUUAACCUCAAGAUUAUUACAACAUUGUUGAGAGGUUAACUUAUUUUGUUGGGAAGGAUUUCAAUUGGAAAAAAUAUGACGGUUAACUCCAAGAUUAUUACAAAAUUGUUAUUGAGAGGUCAACUUAUUUUGUUGUGAAGGAUUUUAAUGAGAAGUAGCACACCAUUAAAUCACAAAGACAACAUAGAUAUAAAUAACAAUAAAAGCUGAAGUGUUGAAGCAAGAAUUAUACAACAUA
Molecule: messenger RNA, 1759 nt
Organism: Leucoraja erinaceus (little skate)
Lineage: Eukaryota; Metazoa; Chordata; Chondrichthyes; Rajiformes; Rajidae
Gene: znf830
Product: zinc finger protein 830
Exons: 10
Coding region: 50-1114 (354 amino acids)
Biological process (GO): mitotic DNA damage checkpoint signaling; mitotic DNA replication checkpoint signaling; nuclear DNA replication
Cellular component (GO): nucleus; spliceosomal complex
Molecular function (GO): zinc ion binding; nucleic acid binding
Source: RefSeq, a predicted model, not a curated record